AUUCUCACAUCGCGAGGCAUAAGCAAAGACAAAAAAAGUGAGAACGAAGUGCGUUAUUUAAUUUUUAUACCAUUUAAUUUAAUUAGAAAUCUAAGCAAAGCAACAAAAUGCGCGAGUGAAAUUGUGUGACUCCAAAUACCUAAAAGGCUCCCGUGCCCGCAUCGUGUAAAUGGCAAAAAACUGACGCGAAAAGUAAAACUGCCAACAACAACAAGCAGCAGCAAACAGAAAGCAUAAGCAAGCACUAACAACAACAACACCAACAGCAGCAGAAGUAGCAACAACAACGCAAUUGUGAUAGACAAAGAAAUAGAUUAAGAAAGGGAGGGCAACAGCGAAAGAGAACAGAAGGAAAUGAGAGAAACGAAAACAACAUAAAUUAUUUGGAAAAUAUUUCCUUGCUCGAACAUAUUGAUAGACAUUGGGACUAAGAAGAGUCGAGUUAAUGCUUUUUGCACAUUUGAUACGCAACGAAAAUAGUUUUUAAAGUAAUAAGUAAUACGCAGCCAAAAGAAGAAAAAGAAGAAGCAGAGCCAUACAAAAUAAAAAGGAAGAGUGUGGAAGGCGAGGAAGGGAAUAAAACAACACAGUGGCGUUGAAAGAGAGGAAGCAGCAGACGAGCAAAAAUAAAGAGGAAGAGAUACAAAUGUUGUUGUUGCUGUUGCAAAUAAAAACAAUCACAUAAACACAUUUGGAUACAGAUACAGCCACAGCUGAUGUAAAAUAAUUUGCAGAGCCUGUGUGUUCGUGCCCGUUUACAAUUGAUUAAAACCAAAACACACGAACACACCGCGCACACAACCAGGCAACAAUAACACUUCACACACGUACACUCACACACACGCAACACAGUCACACUGGAGCACCAUUGUGGAAAUUGAUUAAAGAAUAUAAGCUAAACACUAACAACACGAGUAUAAGAGAACCAUAAGUACAAGCACACGUACCGAUGAGGGAAUACCAUUAUAUCGUCUGAAGCACUGCCAAACCAUUCGAGAGACGACAGGACCAGGAAUAGAGGGAGGAGAAGCGGGCGUGGGAGAGGGAGGAGCGGGAGUAUCCCCGCCAGAGAGCGGUAGUCAAGACGAGGAGACAGUGAAACACCAACGGCUCCAUGAUGCUGUACGUGUUCCACGUGGACGUUGGCCGCAUGCUAAGUUUUGACAUGAACGUUGCACUGCAGCCAGUGGAGCAUCUAAAGGAGACGAUCCAGAAGCUGCACAACAUCCCAGCCGCCAAUAUUGUUCUGCUAGUGAGCGGAGGCGAAAUGCUAACGCACUCCACCCAAGUGUCGUGCUACUCAGCUGGCACCGACACCAAUCCCAUCUAUAUGUUUCUAACGGGGGACGAGCGCCUACCGCCCACGAUAUACAACUCGGACGCCGACAACGAGCUCCGUCGUCAGGUAGAGGAAAGUCACCGGUUACCUCCGGCCCUGGAGACAGUGCGUCAGCGGGCACAGCUGGCCCAACACAUGCGAGAGUUGGCCAGAAAGGAGGAGGAUCAGUGCGAGCGACUGGUUCACGAGCAACACCUUCAGCAGCAGGGCUGGUCGGCUGUGGUGGCCAAUAUGGAGGAUCUGACGAACGAGUUUUGCGACCGCUUCCAGAAUUUCUGCUCCUUCUUUGACCGGCAUCUCCAGAAACGAGAGAGCUUUCUGGAGCUGCUGCGCAACUUUCCCGAUGAUCUCAAGCAGCUGGGCAGGAUUCCCAUACUCCCGGAUCUAAUGUCUCUUGCCGAGGCCGAUUUCCAUGGCUUUGACGAACUGUUGGAUAACGACGACGUGUUUACUGCCCAGCAACAGCCAGCGCCGCAGCAGCAGACUCUCACUGAAUCCUCGCAAGCAGACUCCCCCAAUAAGAAGCUCAAAAUGGGCGACGAGGUGGAAACGGAAUCUGGUGAGCAGCCGGAGCGCGGUGUUCAGACCUUGACGAGCAGCAGUUCGCUUGCCCGUCGCCCAAACUUGAACCUGCUGCAGUGGAUCAGUUCCAAGGGUAACCACAGGGCUCUGCAGCUCAUGUCAGAUGAGUGCAUCCAGGGACUGGACGUCUUCAGUGUGGAAAUUUACGAGAAGCUGAAAGAGGAAGUCAAUCAGAUCAUUAAGAUGGCCAACCAGGCCGAUGUUAAGGAGAUCAAGGGCCUCGGCGAUCGUCUCUGCAAGCUGGAGGAGUUUAAGUUCCGUAUCAAGAAGAUGGUGCAGGAGCAAAAGGAGCAGGCACUAGCCCUCCAGCAGAAUGAGGCGCGUGCGCAGAAUUUGCGCGACAACUCCGUCCUCCCGGAUCUUUGCCUCUCGCAUCGCUCCCAGCUACAGGUAAUGCUGGAUAAUCACACUAAGAUACGCGAGUACUGCCGCUGCAUAGCCAACUCCAAGGACGAGCUGGGCUGGAAUCUGCACACGCGUCUGCGACGGAUCGUGUGGAUUGAGAAUGGGAUGAGUGAGUUCGACAACAGAUUGCUGUUUAAUCAUCGCUGCUUGCGGCGUGCCGAACGCCACAUUUGCAUAAUCGAGCAGAUCCACCGGGCGCCGAGCACUUAUGUUUCGGCCGUGGCGGAGGUGGUGCGUCGGAAGAUCUUUUCGGAUGAGUUCCGGCAGUGGGCCACUCGUCUUUCUGCGGACUUCGAUCGCAUUCACAGCGAGGAGUUGCGCCGGCGGAGGGAGUUCAAUGCGAGCUUCGAAGGCCAUUUUCUCAAUAUUCUGUUUCCUGGCAUGGGUGACAUGCCCCCAGCUUUUGCAAAUGAGCACCCCUUGAGCUUUGACACACGUCUCCCUUCAUUGAGCCGAUCGGACAUGGAGCUGCUCUCCUCGCAGUUGCCAGAACUGGCCGGACAGCUGCAGUUGCCCGACAUGAAGCCUGUGAUAGACUUUUUCGCCCUGCGGUCGGAUAAGAAUGUGGAGCACGACCAAGAGCAGGAAAGGGAUACCCCACUAAUGGCUCCACGUUUGGCCGAGCUCCAGGCGCAGGCAGCUGCCUCUGACUGCGAAACCGAUACGGAAACAGAAUUCGAGAAGCUCAGCACCACCUCCAAGUGUGUUGCGACAUCAACCUCGACCAGUUUGGUGGAGCAAGUGGCACAGAGUACUGCUACCGAGGAUCUGCUGAUGCUAAGUGCUGGCACCCUGACCGAAGAGAAUGCAGGCAGUUUUCAGAAGAUGCGUAGCGACAUGGAAAAUAUGUCCAAGUUGGCCCGAGCGUGCCUCGCCGAAGCUCGUGCCAAUGUGGGCGUCUUUCGCAGUGACGUCGCCAACUACCAGGAUGAACUCCAGUCCGAGUUGCAUCUUCUGCGAGAUAAAUGCAAUGUGCUGAAAAUGAUGUGUGAGGAACGCGAGCAUAAAUCGCAAGAAAAGCUGGAUGAGAUGCGCUUGAAACUGCAACUGGCGGAGCAGGAGAAGCAGGCUGCUGUGGCCCAGGCGCGGGAGCAGCUGAUCCACGAGCACAAAACGGAGCUGGAGUCCCUUCGUUGCCGGUUUAAACUGAUGACCUCUAUGGAGCGCUCGCCAUCGGACAGCAGCCUUGAGAAAAUAGAGCGACCGACAAGCAGUGCUAGCGUGGUCAGCGCCAACGCUGGUGUGGAUAUCGACCAUCUGCUGGCCCAGCAGCGCCAGGAGCUGCUGGCCCAAAGGGAGCGUGCCAUUAGCGAAGCCGUUGAUUCGGAACGAUCGCUAUGGCAAUCACGUCUCCUGCCCCUGAACUCUGAAUCUGUGAUGGCCAACGUGGGCAUAUUAAAGGACAUGUUGGCCGACAAGGAACGGCAGCUAGAUCAGCUGCGGGAGCAGAAUAAGAUUCUCACCCAAGAGACGUACCAGCUGAAGACCCGACUGGAGAUGAUCACCAACGAGGAUGGCAACAGCUGGCUCAAGGAGAAGAUCGACUAUCUUAACAAGGACAAGUGCCGGCUGGAAGAGGAGCUCAGUCAGGAGAAGAGUCGGCGCCAAGAGAUGGAGUCCAGUGUGGCCGCCAUGAGAAGCUCUGCCUACGAUCUGAAUGUUGGUGGCCCCUUGACCCGAUCGAAGUCUGGCGUAAGUUCCAGUCACCGAUCUAUUGCCUUGGAAGGAUGUGCUCGAGGCGAUCUCGUCUUCGUCGUUUGGAGCAUGCGCCACGCGCAAUUUAUGGUCGUCCAGGACUCGCUCACCUUGUACUUUGUCCAUGCCGACAGUUUGGCUAGCCUCCAGUUGACAGCUCCGACCUCACCCACACCGUCAUUGGAUCCCUCGCAGGCAGCUGUGGAUCUCAACCAGAUCCCUCUGCCCUACUACGCCAUUGGUCGGGUCAUCGACAAGGAAUACUGCCAGGCGCGAAAGGACGACAAUCGAUAUCGCGUCAGUAGGGGCUCCAAGUUCUAUCGCAUCAAGCUGGCCCCUUUGCCCUCUCGAAACGCUUCGCGGCGUGAGCGUUUAGAGUCCAGCUCAUCCACUGCCGCAGUCGUGGCUUCGCCCAGAGAUGUCAUCGAUGCUCCCAGUAGCAGCACUAGCGUCUAUCAGAGCUUCAAGCAGCGCACGGUGAGCAUUACGAGCGUAAAUGAGGAGGAUGACGAGUCGGCUUCGCUGCUUAGCGAGCGUUGUCGCUACAUAAGCGUCAGCGAGGAGGAUGAGUUGCAUGCUGCUGGUGGCUCAGUGCCGGCAGUAACAGCUGCUGUUGCAACAGCCACAUCGACAGCAGCAUCAUCUGCAACACCAAUUACAACUGCUGCAGCGGUGGCAGGAGGUCCGACAUCAACUGCACCGACGGCAGCAACUCAAGCACAGUCUGUGAUAACAGAGCAGCCAACGGCAUCAAGUAAACUUAAAUUGGAUCUACUGUUGGCCUCUGCUGAUAUAAUAACACAACCCCUAACACAACAACCGCACCAACAGCGACAGGAACUUGAAAAGCCAGCUGAGGCGGAGAGUGCAGCGCCUGUGGCUGAAACAAGUCCAAAUCAAACAAUCCAAUCGGAGAAUCCGGAACCGGAACCGGAAACCAUCACCAUCUAUGUGCCCCCCAAUCCCCCAGCAGUAUUAACUGCAACACCCUCUACAAGUGCUAGCAUCCUGGCCAGCAUCAGUGCGGAGCCUAUCAUCAGCACAGCCUCCAUGCUGCCCAUGUCCAUUGGCACGGCGGCCAUAAGCGAGGACUCGGACGAGUAUCGUUCGCUGGAGGGCAAGGACGAUGGCGAUGGCGAUGUCGAUGCCGAUGCCGAUGAUUUUCCCAUUUCCGAGUAGUGUACGACAGUUGGGACUAACAUAUAACUACUUAUAUACAUAAAUGGAGUGUGUAUCUAGGCUAAAUCUUGUACUCUAUGUAGGAACCGCAUCCAAACCAACAACCAAUACCCGAAAAAUGAAAAAUAAGCCUCAGGGCCAACACACAACACACACAAUAGAGUAGCCUCAAAAAACGACAUCAGCCAGCAACAAAAACAGUAACGUGAAAGUUAUAUACUUAACUGAUUUAAAGUUAACCAAGUGCGGAAUAUAUAUUCAAAAAGAAAGUGAAAACAAAUGUUCUAAUGUCCGCAUAAUGAAAUAAUCUUAUCAAAUUUGAAAGCGGGAUUUAUCCCUUCAAAUGCAACCACACCGAGACACAGACACAGCUAGGAUUUUCAAAAUUUUUAUUUCAAAUAAAAAUAAUGUACUUUAACAAAUUUACCUUAUAAUCAAAAUAUUUACAUCGGUAGUUUUCGGUUUAAAGUUAUUGUUUGCUUCAUUUAGUGCCAAGAAAAUUAUUUCCAAGUCACAUUAGUUUCGUAGCGCGUAAAAUUGAGAUGAGGAACACAAGAAAUCAUAUUUUUUAUAGGCAUUUUAAAAAGACUAGAACACAAAGAGUUUGCACACACACACAGACCCACCCUCACACAACAAACAACACACCACACAAAACCCAAACACGCAAAAAACAAGAAACACAAUCUUUUGGGCUCAGCCUGCGAAAAACACAGUUUUAUGCUCAGCUUACACCAC
Messenger RNA from Drosophila mauritiana, 5938 nucleotides. It is a transcript of the gene Atg17, whose product is annotated as RB1-inducible coiled-coil protein 1. Lineage: Eukaryota; Metazoa; Arthropoda; Insecta; Diptera; Drosophilidae. Gene Ontology annotation, cellular component: extrinsic component of membrane; phagophore assembly site membrane; Atg1/ULK1 kinase complex. The transcript is spliced from 5 exons. Gene Ontology annotation, molecular function: protein kinase binding; molecular adaptor activity. Gene Ontology annotation, biological process: autophagy of mitochondrion; autophagosome assembly; piecemeal microautophagy of the nucleus. The record is from RefSeq and is a predicted model, not a curated record. Bases 1115 to 5200 code for a protein of 1361 amino acids.